AUGGAGUACCAACGAGCUUUAAAGCAUAAAAAGAAGGAAGUUGAGGAAGAUGCUUUUUUUCUACCAUCCAUUGAGCCGAAGCGGGUGAAACCCAUAUGGGCUGGAACAUCUCCAUCCUUCACAGAUUCAAAUAAGCGCAUUUUAGGCCCUCCCAUUUCAGUUGACGUAAUCGGUGUUGUUACAAAUAGACACUCCACAAAAUCUCGCAAGUCAAAAGAUGAUGUGAAGUAUGAGGCGAGCAAACGCAUUAAAAAAGAACAGGAAUCCUUUCGAAAAUAUCUCGUAGAUAUAAUCACCGAUGGAAAGCAGCCCAUCUUCGAGAGCUAUAUCAGUAGGAAUCUUCCUCCGCCGAUUGAAGAUGGAACUGGAGUUGGAAUUAGUAAACGGGAGAGGAGCAUUGCUAGGUAUUACUACUAUAUAUACAAUGGGAUUGACACAGAUCAUGUUGCUCCUAUGGAGGAAAGUUGGAUGAUGAAUAUGAAGAAGCGUAUUCGUCCUUCUGUAAAGGCGGAAGCAAAUGAUAAGCUGAUGGAACAAAUUGAAGAUGAAAUCCGUGAGGAUUACCUGCUAAGUGUGAAAAAGGCAAUAGUGGACUUUGUCCUAAAGGAUCCCUCUGACCCCAACAUAGAUGGUCUCCACAAACAGGAAACAGAAGAAGUUACCGCAAAGUUGGAACAUCGUCGAGAGCUGGAAGUUGUGCCUAAGCCGUGGCACGGUUCCUUCCUCAUUGCACAGCGCUUCUGUCGGGUGCACGUGCAUGUAACCAACCGGUGCAUGUUGCAAGUCCUCGAUCUCUGGUUCUCACAAUUUAACAAUCUUCGCCUCAUCGAUCCCCACGAAUUCUACAAAAAGACCUCUGCAAUGGAGCUCUCUGCAUUUCAACAUGCCUGUGUCAAAAAUAUAGACUCUGCCAAGGAAAUACUGUUGAAGAAGUGGCUAAACGAAGUGCAGGGGAUUUUCUACCAAGGCAAUAGAAGGGGUUAUGUGCCUGCCAACAGUGAAAUGACCAGGUUGGAGGAGUUCUUUAGGUGCGCAGCUGUGCUAAUGACUGGCAACUUGCAAUUGUUGGGCCUUAAUUCGAUGCAGGACUUCACUCGUUUACUCUGUAGUCCACCUACUGAUAGCCUCGAGCAAAUGUCGGGAUUUGUUCUUCGGUUGGUGCUGGAGGAUAAGCAAAUUAAAUUCGACCCAACAAUAGAGGAGUUUGAAGAAAGCAUGAUGAAUCUGUUUGACAGGAUGUUCCAAGUGGUUCAGAGCAUUCCUCGCAUCGAGACACGUUUGUACGCUGAUUGGGUCACCCUUCAUCCUGUUAUCCUUCCCGAAGUUUUUGAGUCUUACAAGAACCAAGUCAGAAAUACACUCAAAAAAGAGUCUCGUGGACCCGAGCAUUAUCUUCAGACCUAUAGUAAAUACGAAUCUCUCAUAAACCGAAAGGCCGAGCUGAACAUAGAAGCCCUUCUCAACCCAAGCGAGUCGUCUUCGUCUGACUCAGGUAAAAAGCGUCAAGAUGAUGGAAGUGGCAGUGACGAAACUGUUGAGGAGGACGACGAACUGGAGUCUCUGGAGGACGCCGAUGGAGGAGGCGAGAAGGGCCACGUUCAGAGUGCGGACAAAGCACACGAUAGACCGAGGGGACCAUCCUUUGACGAUCUGACCGUGGAGCUGUUGCGCUACCGCCACCUUACCAAGAGGAUCCAGUACGAGUCCCGUCGCAUCAUCCGACUCGGUAUGUUCGAGGUUCACGCGGACGAGUUAAUCCGUGCCCUCGUGAAGAGGGCCGAAGGCAUUGCUGACAAAGUCCUGGAUCGUAUUCUCGAGGAACAUCGGAACAUCAACAGAUCUCUUAUCCGGCAAUAUGAGGACAUUGCAUCGAAAGCCUUAUCCAUUCCUGCCAGUACGGCUGAAAUGAUGGAUUUGAUUGAGUAUGUUAAAAAGACCGAAACUGUUACUAUGGCGAGAAUGGAGCGGGAGUUGGACCACUCCAAGGAUCGACUUCUAUUUCUCAUGGACCAUGCUCAGAUGAACCCCUCUGACAUGCGGAUGAUUGGCCAAGUAUUCGAGUGGCAUUCGCGCAUGGCUGACAUUUUUGAUGAGCAUAGAAAUGUAAUGCGUCAAAAGCGCAUUGAAUUUGAAAACAACCUACGCUACCGAAGGGAAAGGUUCCAUGAAGAAUUAGAUAGUUACAGAAAACAGGUUGAUGAAUUUCAGCAUUUCGGGGACUUGCAAGAAAUGGUGCGCUAUCUUAAGAAGGCGCAAGCUCUCGAUGAACGACUGGAGGUGGCUUUGACUAAGAUUGAUGCCUUCAAUGCCGAAGAGACUGCCUUUGGAUGGACCUUGACGAGUUAUCCUCUGAGAUUAGAAACCCAGACCAUUCUAAAACCCUACCUCAGGCUUUAUGAGACUACUGUGGAGUUCAAUAACAAGAGCAAAGAAUGGAUGGAUGGUCCUAUGGAGAAGGUGGAUCCAGAGACCGUUGAUGCAGAUGUAGCAAACUACAAUCGCACCUUGUUUAAGCUAGAGAAGACCUUUGAACAGAUUCCAGCCCCUCGAAAAAUCGCCAGCAAAAUACGGCUCAGAGUGGAGGAGUUUAAGGAACAUCUACCGCUGGUGAUGACACUGUUUAAUCCAGGUUUAAAGGAAAGACAUUGGCAACAGAUUUCUGAUGUUGUGGGGUACACUCUUCGUAACGAGGAAGGAAUGUGCUUAGCUAAACUAAUAGACAUGAAUCUCGAAAGCUUUAUCCCUAAGUUUGAGUCCAUUUCUGAGGCUGCUACCAAAGAAUUCAACUUGGAGAAGGCUUUAGCCAAAAUGAAGAAAGAAUGGGAACCGCUUGAAUUCACACUCUUGCCGUAUCGGGACAGCGGUACCUACAUUGUGUCGGCGGUUGAUGAUAUUCAGCUAAUUCUUGAUGAUCACAUUGUAAAGGCUCAGACAAUGCGUGGAUCACCCUUCAUCAAGCCCUUUGAAAAUGAAAUAAGGGAAUGGGAAGCAACCCUUGUAUUAACUCAAGAUGUUUUGGACGCCUGGCUCAAGGUGCAGGCGACUUGGCUUUACUUAGAACCCAUCUUCAGUUCACCAGAUAUAAUGGCUCAAAUGCCCGACGAAAGUCGCAAAUUCACAUCUGUGGACAAGACAUGGAAGGAACUCAUGAAGCUUGCUGUCGCGGAUCCCCAUGUCCUUGCCGUCAUUAAGAUCGAUAAGAUGCUAGAAAAGUUUCGCAAGGCGAAUGACUUCCUUGAAAUCAUCCUCAAGGGCCUAAAUGCAUACCUAGAGAAAAAGCGGCUUUGCUUUCCCCGCUUCUUCUUCCUCUCUAAUGAUGAGCUGCUUGAAAUCCUCUCCGAGACCAAGGAUCCAACUCGUGUACAGCCUCAUCUUAAAAAGUGCUUUGAAGGCAUCGCUAGACUUAACUUUACGGAGGAUCUGGAAAUUACACACAUACGCAGCAGUGAAGAUGAGGUUGUUAUGUUAAAGGACGUUAUCUCCACUGCAAAAGCACGUGGAGCAGUUGAGAAAUGGCUUAUUGAAUUGGAAAGCGAUAUGACUGCAUCGGUACGCUUGAAUAUCCUCAGUUGUUUGGAGGACUAUAUGCAAACUACAAGAAGGGAUUGGGUAAAACAUUGGUGUGGACAAGCUGUCUUGGCCAUCACGAUGACGUAUUGGACCUCCAACUGCACCAAUGCUAUCAAUAAAGGCCUGAAAGAGCUUGUCUCAUACAUGCAGGAAAACACGCGGCAAAUUGAGGAGAUUGUUGAGAUGGUGCGCGGUAAACUUUCAAAGCAGAAUCGGACGACACUGCAGGCACUGAUCGUCCUGACUGUGCACGCGCGUGAUGUGGUGCAGACGCUGGUGGACGAGAAGGUCAGAAGUGAUACGGAGUUCCCUUGGCUCAGCCAAUUACGCUAUUAUUGGGAAAAGGACCAAUUACAAACACGUAUGAUCAACUCGACUCUUGCUUACGGUUAUGAGUACCUGGGAAACACGCCUCGCCUGGUCAUCACUCCACUGACGGACCGGUGCUACCGUACACUGUUUGGAGCGCUUCAUCUGCACCUAGGUGGCGCUCCUGAGGGUCCCGCAGGCACAGGCAAAACAGAAACCACAAAAGACCUCGCCAAGGCCGUUGCUAAGCAAUGCGUCGGUUUGGCUUCCUGUGGUGCUUGGUCGUGCUUUGACGAGUUCAACCGCAUUGAUUUGGAGGUGCUGUCCGUUGUUGCUCAGCAGAUUUUGACCAUUCAGAUAGCCAUAAAUUCUGGGAAGGAUAGACUCGUUUUUGAAGGCACCGAACUUAUUCUCGACCCAACAUGUGCUGUCUUCAUUACCAUGAACCCAGGGUACGCCGGUCGCUCAGAAUUACCGGACAACCUGAAGGCACUCUUCCGUUCGGUGGCAAUGAUGGUACCAGACUACGCAAUGAUUGCAGAAAUUUCACUAUAUUCCUGCGGAUUUGUCACUGCACGACCGUUGGCUGUCAAGAUUGUUGCCACCUAUCGGUUGUGCUCUGAACAGCUCUCCAGCCAACCCCACUACGAUUAUGGCAUGAGAGCGGUUAAAUCAGUACUCACCGCUGCUGGCAACUUAAAACUCCAAUACCCAGAUGAUAACGAAGACGUGUUAAUGCUUCGCUCUAUAAUUGAUGUCAACUUGCCCAAGUUUUUGAACCAUGACUUACCUCUCUUUCACGGCAUCACUUCUGACCUCUUUCCGGGAAUCAAAUACCCUGACCCCGACUAUGCGAUUCUCAAUAACGCUGCCAAGCGCGCUUGCAAUCAUAUGAAUUUACAAUGCACCGAUUUUUUUUUGACGAAAAUCCAGCAAAUCUACGAAAUGAUGAUCGUUCGACACGGGUUCAUGAUCACUGGCUAUCCGUUUGGUGGUAAAACCAGUGCUUAUCGAGGGCUGAUGGACGAAAAUAAGGUUCAGAUUACAGUGCUAAAUCCAAAGUCCAUCACGAUGGGUCAGUUGUAUGGUCGGUUUGACCCAAACUCCCAUGAGUGGUCCGACGGUGUCCUAGCUGUCUCCUACCGAGCUUUCGCAGUGUCUCAAACUCCAGAUCGAAAGUGGUUGGUGUUUGAUGGUCCUGUGGAUGCUGUCUGGAUUGAGAACAUGAAUACAGUCUUGGACGACAAUAAGAAGCUUUGUCUCAUGUCUGGUGAAAUAAUCCAACUGGCGCCUACCACCAAUCUCAUUUUUGAGCCGAUGGAUUUGGAAGCAGCCUCUCCAGCCACAGUCUCACGUUGCGGUAUGAUCUACAUGGAGCCCAGCAGUCUUGGUUGGAGACCAAUUAUGCGUAGUUGGCUGGCCAAAGUACCUCCUGGACUGAAAGAAGCUCAAAAGAAGAUUAUCGAAAACAUGGCUGAGCGCUUUAUUGACGCAGGUCUGGCUAUGGUUCGCAAAGGUGCUGGGAAGGAACUCUCACCAACAACAGACAUAAACUUAGUCAGAAGUCUUACUAAUCUGAUUGACUGCCAACUUGACGACUUCAAGGAGCCGGAUGUUAUUACCUAUAAUGGUGAAGACGGUAUCAACUGUAUUAUAGAGUGCAUCUUUCUGUUCUCCUACGUGUGGUCGAUUGGUGCCACGAAGGAUGACACGGGUCGUAAGCGGUUCGACAAGUUGACCCGCGAGCUCAUGAACGGAGGCAUGACCGAAGACACCCAGCGAUAUCUGGCUUUUGUGGAGCAGGUUCCUCCCCCAAUGGAGGAUUAUAAGUUUCCUUUCCCCAUCAAAGGAAGUGUCUAUGAUUAUCGUCUCGACUUCACUUACCCAGUGAAGUGGAUACAAUGGCGCGAGAUUGUGCGUACCAUGCCCGCCAUUCCUAAGGAUGCCACUUUUAACGAGAUUAUUGUCAGCACGGUGGACACUGUGCGAACGAUGAAGCUGCUCGACCUUCUCGUGAAGCACCGCAAGGCCUGUCUCUUUGUCGGGCCCACGGGUACCGGGAAAUCGUGCUAUAUAGUGGCAAGUAAUUUUCUUUUUAACAUUUUGGAUAAAAACGUUUACAAGCCGAACGUAAUCAACUUCUCGGCACAAACUAGCGCUAAUCAGACACAGAAUAUGAUAAUGGGGAAGUUGGAUCGUCGCCGGAAGGGAGUAUUUGGACCGCCUGUUGGAAAACGAAUGAUCUGCUUUGUUGACGACUUAAACAUGCCUGUGCGGGAGAUCUAUGGGGCCCAACCACCCAUUGAGCUGCUCCGUCAAUGGCUCGAUCACGGUAAUUGGUAUGACUUAAGGGACAAUUCGGUCUUGAAAUUAAUCGACCUCCAGUUUGUGGGUGCAAUGGAUCCACCAGGCGGUGGACGUAAUCCUGUGACUCCUCGAUUUCUGCGGCACCUAAACACAAUUGCGAUAAACGAUUUCUCCGAGGAUACCAUGAAAACUAUUUUUAACAAAAUUUUGAACUGGCACUUUAUGGUUCACAAUUUUUCGAAGGAAUUCAGCUCGGAUUUGGCUGAUAUGUUAGUGACUGCCACAUUUGAGGUUUACCAACAAUCCACUUUAAAUCUGCUGCCGACCCCGGAGAAGUCGCACUACCUCUUCAACCUACGCGACUUCAGCCGCGUCAUUUACGGCCUGAUGCUGAGUCGACCUGAAUCAACGGCCGCUCCAGUUUCAUUGAAGCGUCUCUGGCUUCACGAGGUACACCGAGUCUACUACGAUCGUCUCAUUGACGACUCGGAUCGCUUGUGGUUCUUUGAGAUGGCCAAAAAUAUUCUCAAGGACAAAUUGGAUGUUGAUUUGAAUAAGCUCUGUAGAAAUCUAGCUGAUAAAAGUGGUGAGGUGACUCAGGAUAGUUUGCGCUCCCUGAUGUUUUGUGAUUUUGUGGAUCCAAAGGGAGAUCGACUCUACGUGGAAGUGCCUGACGUUGAGGCAUUGCGUAAGAUUGUAGAAGGUUUCCUAAACGAAUACAAUUCAAUGAGCAAGAAACCAAUGAAUCUGGUCCUAUUUCGCUUUGCCAUUGAGCACGUCUGCCGCAUCACUCGCAUCCUUAAGACCCCAAGGUCUCACGCCCUCCUCGUUGGUGUUGGAGGCUCCGGAAGACAGUCUCUCACCCGGCUUGCCGCUCACAUCUGCGAUUAUGACCUCUUCCAAGUGGAACUAUCCAAAGCUUAUGGUAUGAACGAGUGGAAUGAAGACAUCAAACGCAUCUUGCGAAAGACCACAGAGACGGAGAAUCACGGUGUCUUCCUCUUUACUGACACUCAGGUGAAGCAGGAAUCGUUCGUGGAAGAUCUAAACAACCUUUUGAAUGCUGGAGAGGUACCUAACCUCUUCCCUCCCGAUGAGAAGCAGGAAGUGUGCGAGAAAAUGCGUGUUCUUGAUAGGCAACGCGACCGAAGCAAGCAGACUGACGGCUCACCAGUGGCUCUCUUUAAUUACUUUAUUCAAAAGACUCGGGAUCAGCUUCACGUGGUCCUUGCAUUCAGCCCUAUCGGCACUGCCUUCAGGCAAAGACUCAGAAUGUUCCCAUCGCUGGUCAAUUGUUGCACAAUAGAUUGGUUUCAUUCAUGGCCUGAGGAUGCACUGACAGCUGUCGCAACAAGGCAAUUACAGUCCGUAGAGAUGUCUCCAGAAGUUCGACAAGGCUGCAUCAAUCUGUGCAAGUACUUCCAUACAAGUACUCAAGACCUAUCCCUUCGAUAUCGACUGGAGUUGGAAAGGCAUAACUAUGUCACCCCGACAUCUUACCUUGAACUCAUUUCUACUUUUAUAACACUUUUGGACGAGAAGAGGAAGUCCGUGCUGACCCAGAAAAGUCGGUACGAAGUGGGUCUGGAGAAGCUAGGCAGCGCAGCGGAGGACAUCACUUUAAUGUCGAAGGAGUUGAUGGAGCUGCAACCGAAGUUGCUGCAGGCGAGCAAGGAGGUGGACGCAACUAUGGCGAUAGUGGAGAAGCAGAGCACUGAAGCAGCUAAGCAAGAGAAGGUGGUGCGAGCUGAUGAGGCGGUAGCCAACGAACAGGCUAGCGCUGCGCAGGCUAUUAAACAGGAAUGUGAUGAUGACCUUGCUGGGGCCAUUCCCAUUCUUGAGGCAGCUCUCAAGGCCCUUGAAACUCUUACUCCCGCAGAUAUAACAAUUGUGAAGACCAUGAAGUCGCCCCCAAUGGGUGUCCGGCUGGUCAUGGAAGCGGUUUGUGUACUGAAGGGUGUCAAACCGGAUAAAAUUAACGAUCCUGGUGGUUCUGUAAAAAAAAUUGACGAUUUUUGGGGCCCAUCCAAGAGACUUCUUGGCGACAUGAAGUUCUUGGAACACUUGAAGACCUACGACAAAGACAACAUUCCCGAGGCGAUUAUUAAGACGAUUCGCGAGAAGUAUAUUCCCAAUCCGGACUUUAAACCUGAAAGAAUUGCCGUUGCCUCCACAGCAGCUGAGGGUCUCUGUAAGUGGGUCAUUGCUAUCGACGCCUAUGAUAAAGUUGCAAAGAUUGUUGCACCCAAGAAGAUUGCUCUUGCGAAGGCUAUGGAAGAAUAUAAUGCCGCUACGGAGGCCCUCAAUAAAAAGCGAGCCGCCCUCAAGAUUGUGCAAGAUAAGCUUCAGGCCCUCACCAAUGAACUUAACGUUAACAAACAGAAGAAGAUUGAUCUUGAAAAUAAGGUGGACAUCUGUACAAAGAAAUUGGAACGCGCCGAACAGCUAAUCGGCGGCUUGGGUGGUGAGAAGCAACGGUGGACUGACAAUGCCAAGAGCCUUGGGGAACAAUAUACCACUCUUACAGGGGAUAUUCUAGUCUCCAGUGGAGUGGUAGCCUAUUUGGGCGCCUUCACUCCUAUAUUUAGAGCUGAGCAAGCGGGUGAUUGGCUUGCAAAGGUCCAAGCUUCGGUGAUACCGUGCUCUGAUGUGUUCAGUCUCGUCGCCACUCUCGGUAGCCCCGUGGCUAUCAGAGCUUGGAACAUCGCCGGUUUACCAACAGACGACUUUUCCAUCGAAAACGGUAUUAUAACAACUACGGCCCGCAGAUGGCCACUCAUGAUCGAUCCACAAAUGCAGGCAAAUAAGUGGAUUAAGAACAUGGAAAAGAAGAAUAACCUGGUUAUUUUGAAACUGUCGGACAGUGAUUUUGUUCGAAGUAUGGAGAACAGCAUUCAAUUUGGGAUACCAGUGCUACUAGAGAAUGUGGGCGAGGAGUUGGAUCCCGUGCUGGAGUCAGUCCUUUUGAAGCAGACUUUCAAGCAAGGCGGUGCUCUGUGCAUUAAAUUGGGGGAUUCAGUCAUAGAAUACUCACCAGAGUUCAGAUUCUACAUUACAACGAAGCUUCGAAAUCCUCACUAUAUGCCUGAGGUUGCAGUAAAGGUUACUUUGGUGAACUUCAUGAUUACCAGCGAAGGUCUUAAUGACCAAUUACUAGGCAUUGUGGUAGCUCGUGAGCGGCCUGAGCUGGAAGACGAGAAGAACAAACUCAUUCUUCAAGGUGCCGCAAAUAAGAAGAAGUUAAAGGAACUGGAGGAUCAGAUCCUUACUGUGCUCUCUGCAUCAGAAGGCAACAUUCUAGAAGACGAGAGUGCUAUCCAGGUUCUAAACUCCUCCAAGGAGCUCUCAAAUGAGAUCGUGGAAAAGCAGUCUUACUUCGAAGAGACAGAGAAGAAGAUUGAUGCCGCCAGGAUGGGCUACCUUCCCAUCGCCAUUUAUACCUCCGUUCUCUUUUUCUCCAUUGUUGAUAUGGCCAAUAUUGACCCAAUGUAUCAGUAUUCCCUUUCCUGGUUCAUAAAUCUUUUCAACUUAGCCAUUGAAAACUCAGACAAAUCAGACGAUUUACAACAGCGCUUAGAAAUCUUGAAAGACUACAUCACGUACUCACUCUAUUGCAACGUUUGUCGAUCCCUAUUCGAAAAAGACAAACUGCUCUUCUCCUUUCUGUUGGUGAUAAAUUUAGGUAAACAUAGAAACGAAAUAAACGAGGCAGAAUGGCGAUUUCUCCUCACUGGUGGCGUUGGUCUUGACAAUCCGCACUCCAAUCCAUCGUCUUGGCUUCCGGCAAAGCAGUGGGAUGCACUCUGUCGUAUGUCAGCACUCCCUAGAUUCACCAAGCUCAGAGAGAAUUUCACCAGUCGGUUAUCACAAUAUCAAGCAAUUUAUGAUCACCCAAAUCCACACACCAUCCCUCUCCCCAAACCGUACGACGAAGAGAUUACAGACUAUCUCGGUAAAAUGCUCUUCGUCCGCAUUCUUCGUCCUGACAGGAUGACUUCCAUCGUUCAGGACUAUGUUGCUGACUAUCUUGGAAAAAAAUUCAUUGAACCUCCACCGUUUGACCUGCCUGGAUCUUUUGCGGACUCCAAUAGCACCACACCUCUGCUGUUUGUGCUUUCACCUGGCUCCGAUCCCAUGGCUGCGCUACUCAAAUUUGCAGACGAUAUCGGUUUCGGUGGCACCAAGUUCGAAUCUCUCUCACUAGGUCAAGGUCAGGGCCCUAUUGCCCAGAGGAUGAUGGGCAGUGCCAUCAAGGAAGGGACGUGGGUUCUCUUGCAGAACUGUCACCUGGCUCCUUCUUGGAUGCCCACCUUGGAGAAGCUUGUAGACGAGAUCGAGCCGAAUACCACUCAUCCCGAUUUCCGACUCUGGUUGACCAGUUACCCUAGUGCCAAUUUCCCAGUGACUAUUCUUCAGAAUGGAGUCAAAAUGACCAACGAACCUCCAAAGGGCCUAAGAUUCAACCUCUGGCGAUCCUACCUAAGUGAUCCCAUCGCUGAUCCAGAGUUCUUUUCCACUUGUCUGAAGCAGGGCAUUUGGAAGAGGAUGCUUUAUGGUCUGAUCUUCUUCCAUGCUGUGGUACAGGAGAGGAGAAAAUUUGGACCCCUGGGAUGGAAUAAUCUUUACGAAUUUAACGAAACCGAUUUGCGCAUUUCUGUCCGACAGCUGCAUAUGUUCCUCAAUCAAUACGAUACAAUCCAUUACGAGGCACUCCGAUACCUGACGGGAGAAUGCAAUUACGGCGGUAGAGUAACGGACAGUUGGGAUCGGCGCACUCUUAUGACCAUAUUGGAAAAAUUUUACUGUCCUGCCCUGGUUGACGAUCCAGACUAUAAAUUUGACGAAAGUGGACUUUAUUUCGUCCCGUCUGAACGGAGCUACGAAGAAUACAUUGAUUUUAUCAAAACGCUUCCAUUAAAUCCUUCUCCGGAGAUCUUUGGAAUGCAUCCAAAUGCCGACAUAACCAAAGACAAUCAGGAAACGGCACUGCUUUUCAACAGCGCCCUUCUCACUCAGUCAAAAGGGAGUUCAUCAUCAGGAGCCUCCCAGGACGAGAUCUUAGAGGGCGUGACAGCGGGUAUCCUCAAUCGUCUCCCUGAGAACUUUGACCUCGAGAUGACCUUGCGAAAGUAUCCUACCCUCUACGAGCAGAGCAUGAACACGGUACUGGUCCAGGAAUUGACACGCUUUAAUCGGCUACUGGACAUAAUUCGUACCAGCCUGACUGAUCUACGCAAAGCCAUUAAGGGUCUGAUUGUGAUGUCACCCGAUCUUGAGAAUGUGGUCGUCUCCAUACUUGAGUCUAAAAUUCCCGCAAUGUGGAUGGCCAAGUCCUAUCCUUCACUCAAACCACUAGGCUCCUAUAUCAACGAUUUCUUACUACGGAUUCAAUUCUUUCAGGAGUGGUACGACAACGGUGCGCCACCAAGCUUUUGGAUCUCCGGCUUCUUCUUUACACAGGCUUUUCUUACUGGUGUGCAGCAAAACUACGCUCGAAAAUAUGCGAUUCCUAUUGACCUGCUUACUUUCGAUUUUGAGGUCUUGGAAGACCAAGAAUUCAGUGAACCACCCACAGAUGGUGCCUACGUCUACGGACUCUUCCUUGACGGGGCCCGAUGGGACAGAGCCAAGAAAGUAGUUGAUGAGUCGCUCCCAAAAGUUUUGCAAGAUCCAGUACCGACGAUACAACUGAUACCGAUACAGAAGACUGACCUUGUACCACGCCGCACCUACCAGACUCCGGUCUACAAAACAAGUGAGCGUCGUGGUGUCCUCUCAACCACUGGCCACUCUACCAACUUUGUGCUCGCUAUGGAUCUACCGACAGAGAAGGCACCUGAGCACUGGAUCCUGCGCGGAGUUGCUCUGCUUUGCCAACUGGAUGAUUAG
This is a messenger RNA of Hydatigera taeniaeformis, 12075 nucleotides long. The record is from the annotation of a GenBank genome assembly. Lineage: Eukaryota; Metazoa; Platyhelminthes; Cestoda; Cyclophyllidea; Taeniidae.